Molecule: messenger RNA, 1155 nt
Organism: Symbiodinium sp. CCMP2456
Lineage: Eukaryota; Dinophyceae; Suessiales; Symbiodiniaceae
Source: the annotation of a GenBank genome assembly
AUGUCUGCAGGUCCCUCUCGGAAGCGCGCUGAUGUCGCCGAGAUCGGCACCGACGCAAAGCCCUGGGAAGUUGUCGACGCAGGCCUCUGGAGCUCCGAGCAGACUUGGGCGAUUUUACUCCGCUCUGCUCCGCCAGGCACCGAUCCAAAGGAUGUGAUCAGGUGCAAAACGUGCCGGCAUCCGUGGAUGCGGCAAGUCAAUUUCCGGCAGUGUUUCUCCCAGCUGAACCUGACUGAGAGCUCGCGAAGCAUCGUUGCUGUGCAGCGAGGUGAAAGGCGAGUUGCCAAAGUCGGAACCAGCCUCGGCAGCUUCGACCUCCCAGUGCAACUGCAGUGCCAGGAGAUCGCUUCUAGCGAGGCGGGCUCCCAGGGCGCAAAAGGACUUUGGCUCACCUGGCUGCCUCACGGCUUGGUGGAGGCAGCGCCGCGGCUAGUGGUGCACGCGCGGCGCAUCACGGCCACGGCGGCAGAAGACGAGCCAGGCGAACGCGGAGCGCGGGUUCCCGCGGCCAUGAGCUUGAACCAGGCUUCCUUCGAGCACUUGGAGGAGGGCCGCUACGAGCUUUUGCUGAGCUGCGAGCUGGGUGCUUGCUCUGCAGAGGUCAGGCGAUGCCCUCACGAUCGCUGUGGGAGACAUGUCUGGGCGGACAAUCUCGAGGAUCAUAUCAGGCACUGCCCCUGGCGGCCUCGUCAGUGUCCUCGUGCUCCCGUCUGUAGUUGGCAAGGGUGCGAGGAUGAACUCCAGGAGCAUUUGCACGACUGUUCUGGGCGAGAGAUCCCAUGUCGGCACUGUGGCCUGGGCUGCUGGUGGGUGGGGCCUAGCAAGGACGAGGAACGGCAUUUGGAGGAGGACUGUGAGCCCCAGCGGCUUCUGAACAUCGUGCGCCCGCUCAACGGGCUGCUCAGCGAAGCCUGCCCUGACUUCCGCAAUCCGGAAGUCGUUCGCUUGCAGGCGAAAGUUGUGGCCUACCGACGCUCGGUCUCUGCUCCCGGGGGGCCGUGGCGGGAGUGGAAGACGCCCGGUCGCUGCUUCUCAUGCCGAAAGCCGGUCGACCGCCGGGAACAAGGACUGCAGAGCGAUAGCGGCGAGCAUCGGCUGUGCUGGUCCUGUCUGCCAAAACACGUUGAUUGGCAGCACUUUAGAGACAACGCCUGA